Messenger RNA from Aricia agestis (brown argus), 3125 nucleotides. RefSeq names its product eukaryotic translation initiation factor 4 gamma 2 (gene NAT1). Lineage: Eukaryota; Metazoa; Arthropoda; Insecta; Lepidoptera; Lycaenidae. Bases 375 to 2516 code for a protein of 713 amino acids. The transcript is spliced from 6 exons. The record is from RefSeq and is a predicted model, not a curated record. Gene Ontology annotation, molecular function: mRNA binding; translation initiation factor activity; protein binding. Gene Ontology annotation, cellular component: eukaryotic translation initiation factor 4F complex.
GAGAAGGACCGAGGCGAUCAGCGGGACAGGGAGAGGGACGGUCGCGGAGCUCUCAGGGCGGCGACACCGGCCGCAAGACGGAGUGCGCGCGGCAAUCGGGGCCCGUGCUGCGCGCCGCGGGGCGGACGCCGGUCCCCCCGAGGCGGCGCUGGGUCCCGCCAUCCUCGCUGCGGCACCAAGAUGUGUCCGACAGCGACGCCAAACACGACGUCAUCUUUAGAAAGGUGCGCGGCAUCCUCAAUAAGCUGACGCCGGAGAAGUUCCAGAAGCUGAGCGAUGACCUGCUGGCGCUGGAGCUGGACUCAGACAAGGUGCUGAAGGGCGUCAUCCUCCUCAUCUUCGAGAAGGCGCUGGACGAGCCCAAGUACUCGUCCAUGUACGCGCAGCUGUGCAAGCGGCUCAGCGAGGAGGCGCCCAACUUCGAGCCGCCCGGCCAACCCUGCACCUUCAAGCUGCUGCUGCUCAACAAGUGCCGCACCGAGUUCGAGAACCGGGCGCAGGCUUUCGCGGCGUACGAGGACAAGAUACUCACACCCGAAGAGGAGGAGAAGAGGCACCUCGCCAAGUGCAAGAUGCUCGGCAACAUCAAGUUCAUCGGCGAGCUGGGCAAGCUGGAGAUCCUGGCAGAGUCCAUCCUGCACCGCUGCAUCCAGAAUCUGCUGACCCGCCGCGCCGCCGCCGACCACCACGAGGACCUCGAGUGCCUCGCCCAGCUCGUGCGCACCUGCGGCCGCGUACUCGACUCCGAGCGCGGCCGCGGCCUCAUGGACCAGUACUUCGCGCGCAUCGAGACGCUGUCCGCCUCGCGCGACCUUGCGCCGCGCAUCCGCUUCAUGCUGCGCGAUGUCGCCGAGCUGCGGCGCGGCGGGUGGGUGCCGCGCGCCGCCACCGCCGGCGAGGGGCCCGUGCCCAUGCAGCAGCUGCGCGACGAGCCGCCGCCGCGCCGCGACACGCUGUUCCGCUCGCGCCCGCGCCCGCUCGACGACGUGCUGGCCGGCCUCACGCUGCAGCCCUCGGCGCUGCUGCCGCCCUCCGACAAGCUGUUCGGCAACGGCCUGGGGCCGCGCGACGCCUUCCGCCAGCGCGGCUCGCCCGGCUACAUGGCGUCGCACCAGCACCAGCACCAGCACUCGCGCUCCCACUACAAGCAGCAGCACGCGCCCGCCAACGGAGCCAAGGAGGGGCGCGGCAAGCGCGUGACGGUGUCGGCGGGCGGACUGCAGGACGUGCAGAUGCGGCCCGCCGCCAACUCGCUCAUGUUCAAUGCCAACCGUCUGUCGCGCUCGUCCGCAGCGCAACCCCCGCUCGCGCCGCAGACCGUGCUGGCGCCGGCCUUCGCCAGUGCGGCGCCGCUCAUCAAGGAGCCCGCCAUUACGAUCAAACCCGCGCCCGACAAAAAGGACAAACCUAAAAAGGACAAGGGCGUCAGCAAGGAGGAGGCGUGCCGCCUAGCGGUGGAGGCGACGGAGACACUGGCAGCGAACGCAGACGCCGAGGGCGAGGAGCCGGCGCCCCUGCGGCAGCUACGAGACCUACAGCCGCCGGACAAGAUCCUGCGGCGCGCCAUCGCCGCGGCGCUCGAGCGUGCGCUCGCCGGCGACGAGGAGGGCGACGCCGCAGCCCGACUAGCGGCGGCCGCGUGCCGCGUCGUAGCCGCCAUCAAGCGGGCGCCCACGGGCGAGGCGCUGAAAGCGCUCCUGACGCGGCACCCGCACCCGCGCCUCGCCACUCUGCUGGCGCACGCCGUUGCGGCGCGCCUCGUCACGCUGGCGGAGGCGGGCGGCUGGUGCGAGGGCGCCGCGCGCGACCUACUGCUGGACCUGCUCUCCGCGCUGCGCGACGUCGUCGGCCUCGAACGCCUCCAGCAGAUGUACAGCGAGAGCAAACUGAACUUGUGCGCGCACGUGGGCGACGGCGGCGCGGACGAGGGAGGCGCGGAGGGCGGCGCGGCGGCGGCGCUGGCGCUGCUGGAGGAGCGCGGGCUGGCGGCGCUCGUGCCGCAGCUGCGGGUGCGGGCGGCGCUGGCGCGGCAGCUGGCCGCCGAGCCGCAGCCGCAGGCGCUCUACCGCUGGAUCAAGGCGAACGUCGACGCCGCCGUGCAGGGCGACGCGGCGUUCGUGUCCGCGCUGGUGGCGCUGGUUGCCGAGCACGUGACGGCGACGGCGGGCGGCGCCGCACCCGCGCCGGACAAGGCCGUGCUGGAGCGCGAGAAGGCGCUGGCGGAGGCGUACGCGCCGCUGCUGUCGGUGCUGCUGCAGGGUCGCGCCGACCUGCAGCUCGCGGCCGUGUACGCCGUGCAGCUGCUGGCCCACCGCCACCGCUACCCCAAGGGCAUGCUGCUCCGCUGGUUCAUGUACCUGUACAACCUCGAGGUCUGCGAGGAGGAGGCGUUCCUGACCUGGCGCGAGGACGUCACCGACGCGUACCCCGGCAAGGGGGAGGCGCUGUUUCAGGUGAACGCGUGGCUGACGUGGCUGCAGCAGCAGGAGUCCGAGGAGGAGGAGGUGGAGGAGUGAGCUGCCCCCGCCCCCGCCCCGCCGUGCCCCUCCGAGUCGCCGUUUCGUUUGCGCUCAUCUCAUAACUAUUAAGCCGAUUAGUUGAAACUACCCACUUUCUGUUGUCGUUUAACUCUGGGCCGCCGCGCGCCGGCGUUAAAUAGGUCAAUUUUUAGGUUUAACAUGAACGAAUGUUAGUAUCUCGAGAUGAUUUUUUGUAGGCCUUUUACUCGAUUUUGAUACUUUUACAAUUGUAUACAAUGUAUAGUGUUCGGGAUGUAUGAUUGCACUCCGGUCUGUCCUUAUGUGUAUGAGCGUAUUUUAGUUUAAAUUGUAAAAUAUAUCUAUGAACGACUUAAAUCAAUUUUAUUAUAAUAAUAAUUAUCAUGAUCAUUUAUUUUCAAUAUUAGACAGAGUACGGACAUAGUGGUUUACUGUAAGAUUGCUUCGAUUUCAUCUAUGUUUAAAGAUUAGACACAGUCAGAUUUUAUAAAUGUAAAAAUGCUCCAAUGAUAUGUGAAGGUCGCGCGUCGGUGAGUGAAUCGUCAUAGAGUCUCGAAGGGAACUCUAGCAUCAGCCAAUAACGGUCAAUAUGUAUUCAGGAUGAAAAUAAACUUCACUGUAAUUUAU